Molecule: messenger RNA, 1559 nt
Organism: Cuscuta europaea
Lineage: Eukaryota; Viridiplantae; Streptophyta; Magnoliopsida; Solanales; Convolvulaceae
Source: the annotation of a GenBank genome assembly
UUGGAGGGAGGGAGUAAAAGCAAAUGGUAGGAUAAUGGAAAGUGUCCACCACUCCUCUAUUUCCGUCACUUUUCUGUUAAGAUGUGGACCAAAAUGACACUUUACAAAAUAAAUGAUACCUGUGUUCUUACACCUGAUCUCAGAGUACUUUAUUCGCAUCGAAUUCUGGAUUUUAGUGACAUUCUCUGUAUAAGCUAGCUUUAAUCGGAAUUCUGGUUUAUUGAUCCUCAUUCCUCACACAUGUGGUGCAGAACAAGUACUCGUAUAACAUAGGCGUACUGAUAAUCAGAUAGUACGGAUUAGUAAACUAGUCAGAUGAUCUUGUCUUGUUUAUGUUCAUGGUAAUUUAGGGUUUGUGUUUUGUGUUCUUGCUGUCGAAAUCCCAGUGCAGUAGUAGCAUCUCAUGAGAAUGAUCUGAAGAAAGAUAUCACCUUUCUGUUCGUCUUCCCGGAGAAAGAGCACCUUCUCAAGAAAGAUUCAAUCUUGGUACAAUAUAGAUACUAGGGAGCAUUAUAAUAAUAGAAUAAUACUGAGUAUAAAGAGAGAGUAUGAUGGUUCUAUUUGGGAGCCCGGGGACGGUGAGUGGGCUGUUUCUGAGGAUAGGGCAGUGUGGGUUCGCUGCUGUGUCUAUUGCUGUUAUGGCUUCUGCUUCUGGUUUCUCUGCUGCCACUGCUUUCUGCUAUUUGAUUGCUUCAAUGGGGCUUCAAGUGUUAUGGAGCUUUGCACUUGCGUGUCUUGAUAUUCAUGCUUUGUGGUUGAAAAGAGAUAUGCAAAAUCAUGUUUUACUGAGCCUGUUCGUUGUUGGUGAUUGGGUGACAACGACACUAUCGCUGGCAGCAGCAUGCGCAUCAGCUGGAGUGGCAAUCUUGUUCGACAGGGACACAAGCAUCUGCCAAAGAAUGGAAAAGCUGUCGUGCACCAUGUUUCAAAUAUCAAUAGCUAUGGCAUUCUUCGCCUGGUUUCUUCUCGCCCUCUCUUCGACUCAUGUCUUCGCAAUUCAAAGGCGUUUCCCACUCGGGAAAAUGUGGAAAAUAAUUCCAUAUCAUAUAAUUGGUGAUUGUUCUUGGUGGAGCAAGAUGGCUGUUAAAGUACCAAGGUAGUAUAGCUUAAUAGGGAUGCAAUUCGAUUCUGGUUGGGCAGACCCAAUUCCCAAAGCAUGUUUUCCAUACCAAUUGAGCGGGCCGAUAAGAUUUUGAAGACGCAUUUUCCUUGUUUGCUUUGGUUGCUCUUUGCUUAGAGAACUUGUUUGGGGCACUCCAAUGACUCAAGAACAUUCUGGUUGUGCAGGCCCAACUCACAACACACCUUAUACUCUAAAGCAUCUCUAAUGCAAAAGUGUGAACACAUACAUCACAGAUUCACAGGAGAGGAAUAGAGACAAAAGUUAAUUACUAGAGUUUCUUUUUCUUUGAUCAAUAUAUUGCGUUUUUUCCUUUUUUACAAUGUCAAGCGCAAUUUUUUAUCUAGAUAUUGUGUAUGAGAUGGUUGAGAUUUGAGAAUUGUAAAGAUUAAGUUCUUGGAAGAAGAAGAAUAUAAGAGUUGAAUCAUCAUUAUCAUCA